UCGCCAAUGUAAGCUGGAAAGUUCAGCAACAGUAUCUAGCUAGUUUUUAAAAUCAGUCAGUAUUUCUUGCAUUAAACGAUAUUUUGUGCCGUUUCUAUAGCUUGAUUUGAAGACGAAUUACUAGCCUUUCUGGUAUUUAAAGUAGUUUUAAUUUAAACUGCUUUGAGACGCUAACGCAUGUUAGCAUUAGCUUACGGAGACUCAUGUCAGAACCACUGUCAGUGUCAGCAGCACAAGAUGCGGAGUUCAGAGCCAGUUUCACUGCACAACAACAAAGAGACCUGGCGAGGAGACUCACCACUUUUCUGUCUCAGUACAGUCAUUUGACCGACUCUUUUAUUAUUGAGUUCUUCACUGAAAAUCUGUGGCAGACUUUACCCAGCACCUGGCAGGCUGUGCUGCAGGAUAUUUCAUAUCCACAAGCUGCAGAACUACUGCUGGAUGCUUCUCAUGAAGAUAGGAGAUAUCCUUCAGUGUGGCCCCUGUCCCUCCUGGCUUUCCGUGCCACUGCUCAUGCCCUGGCAUUUCCCAGAGAGUGCAGGCCUGACCGAGGCGGGGUGGCGGCGUCGGUGAAGCCUGAUGAGUUCCUGCAAAACCAGAGUCAGAGUUCUUUACUGGGCCACAUAUUCAGGAAGCAUGUCAAACCCAAGAAACAGCAUGAGAUCCGAAAGCUUGGCAUGCUUGUUAAACAACUGUGUGACCAGACAGGCUGCAGGAGAGUGGUGGAUGUGGGAUCUGGCCAGGGUCACCUCACCCGUUUUCUGUCCUUUGGGCUUGGACUGUCUGUGACGGCUAUUGAGGCUGAUCACACCUUGGCUGCUAUGGCUUCCAGGUACGAUGGGGAGUUACUUUGGGCCCUGGAGAAAGAAAAACGGAAAAAGAACUGCUCCUUUCAACUUCCUGAAGCGCACUCCGUUCCCCGGCACAUGGCUGGUUGGGUCAACCCCAGGGCAUCAUGGGAAGGUUUUAUCAAGCAGCUGAAAGACGCACAUCAUGUCACUGAAGUACCCCAAGCUUCAUCUGCACCCAUAAAAAAGAGACGUUCAGAUCUAACUCAGCUAUCACAUCCUGAAGGUCCUUCACAUGAUUCAAACAGUGGAGGUGAACAGACUUUUUUUGAGGGAAGCUGCUGCUCAGACAUGCAGGCUGCCUCUGAAGCCGGUAUAAACCCAGAGGAAAGCCGUCUGCAGGACUAUCCAGACUUUGUCUUGACUGGUCUGCACGCAUGUGGAGACCUCAGCGCCACUCUCCUCCGCCACUUUGUCUACUGCCCUCAAGUUCGGGGCAUCACCUCUGUGGCGUGUUGCUACAUGAAGAUCACUACUAAAGAAAACCCCACGCCUCCAGGACUGAUCUCACCCCCCAGUCCACCCACACCUAGCACCGAGUUGUUUCACUUUGAGUUUGGAUACCCAAUGAGCUGCUGGGUGAGAGGGUUGUCUGGGCACCAGCUCUCCUAUAAAGCACGAGAGGGGGCGUGUCAUGCUGUGGAGGACUAUGUACGGCGGCUCGGGGAGGAGAGCAAGCAGCUCAGGACACAUUGUUACCGGGCGAUACUGGAGACAUUCAUCAGGGACGCGAGACCGGAUCUCCGCAGGGCAGGAAUCCAGACCAUAAAGAAAGCCCACUUGUUACCUUUUACUGAAUAUGCCCGACUGGGCCUGCCUCGGGUCGGCCUGCCUGCUGAUUUACCCCUGGACCAGGAGCGGGUGGAGGCUAUGUUGAAACAACAGAACAAGGUGGUGGUGUACUUCACUUUGAGCCUGUUGCUGGCUCCUGUGGUGGAGACCUUAGUGCUGCUAGACAGGAUGAUCUAUCUGGAGGAAAACGGUGUGGACAGUCAGCUUAUUCCUCUCUUUAAUCCAAACUUUUCUCCAAGAAACUUUGUCCUUGUUGCUGUGAAGCCGUCCAGAUAGUGUGAACAAACAGAAUCCAUCUAAUUGUGAACCUGUUGUUUGCAGCAAUAUCAGGUCAGGAAGAUAAGGGAUUGUUUCAGGAGAUGGAUUAUGUGUCUUGUAUUCAUAAGGGAAUGCAAUAAACUUCAUAUGGCACAUAUUCAUGUGGGCCAUAUGAAGAUUAGAACAACAGGUUGAUGUAGAUUGUUGUGUAAAACUCUCUAAACAUGAGCAGUAUGUUAUUUAAAUGAAGUCUUUCUACCAUUUAGUGAAGAUGUGUUUGACAUGUGGUCUUCCUAUGUUUUUCUCAGGGUUUGGUUUCAGUUUACAGAAAUAAUUGUUGUGACAUCACUUGUUUUGUUUUCAGGGGGUUUUUUUUAUGAAUGCUUUCUUUGUUUCUGCUUUGUGUCUUAACCUGAGAGCAGAAAUAAAACGUUGCUUUAAGUGGAACCAGACAAAUCUUGUUUUAUGUGUCUCAUUAAUCUUGUUUACAGUGUAGAUUUCACAACUUUAUGCUGAAAGGUUUGUGUGGAGCAGUUUUCUUAAAUGUCAGGCAAAUGUGAGGAUGCAUUUCAAACACUUUAAGCAAAUCAAUUCAUAAAUACAAAAAUC
Molecule: messenger RNA, 2507 nt
Organism: Poecilia reticulata (guppy)
Lineage: Eukaryota; Metazoa; Chordata; Actinopteri; Cyprinodontiformes; Poeciliidae
Gene: mettl25b
Product: methyltransferase like 25B
Biological process (GO): rRNA modification
Molecular function (GO): rRNA (adenine-N6,N6-)-dimethyltransferase activity
Source: RefSeq, a predicted model, not a curated record